Thlaspi arvense is the source of this 1240-nucleotide messenger RNA. Lineage: Eukaryota; Viridiplantae; Streptophyta; Magnoliopsida; Brassicales; Brassicaceae. The record is from the annotation of a GenBank genome assembly.
GUCACAUCUUCUCCUCCAAUGGGGAUGGAGAUGGUGUAUGCUGACGUGGCGUCUCUCUCCAUUACACUUCUCUUCCCGUCUUCAUCUCUCUAGUCUCUCCAUUACACUUCUCUUCCCAACAACAACAUUGUAACAUGUCGGAAGAUCAUCGCCGUUGGAUGGAUCAGAACGCUUCAUGGGACUACUUCUCUUUCAACAUCAACAACGGUCAACAUCUUCAUCACUACGACACAAGUCAUAGAGAAGAAGAGAUUAGAAACCCUAAUCAAAGUGACUACCGUCAUUACCACAAGAAAGACACGACCGACUGUGGAAGUUGUGGACACUCGUCAAAAGCUUCGGUGGCGAGAGGACAUUGGAGACCAGCUGAAGAUGCUAAGCUCAAAGAACUAGUCUCUGUCUAUGGCCCACAAAACUGGAACCUCAUCGCUGAAAAGCUCCAAGGAAGAUCCGGGAAAAGUUGUAGGCUUCGAUGGUUUAACCAACUAGACCCGAGGAUAAACAGAAGAGCCUUCACAGAGGAAGAAGAAGAGAGGCUAAUGCAAGCUCAUAGGCUUUAUGGUAACAAAUGGGCGAUGAUAGCAAGGUUUUUCCCUGGAAGGACUGAUAAUUCUGUGAAGAACCAUUGGCAUGUCAUAAUGGCUCGCAAGUUUAGAGAACAAUCUUCUGUUUACCGCAGAAGGAAGACGAUGGUUCCUCUUAACCCACCCCUUAACCGAAAUCUUCACGGUUUCAACGUGUUUGACCCUACUAGGUUAGCUUUGACCCACCUUGUUUGUAAUGAUCAGAACCAGCUUAUGUUGCCAGUUCCUUGCUUCUCAGGUGCUAAUCAUGGAAAUGAGAGUCCAUUGAUGUUGGGGAUGUUCGAGGGCGAAAUGAUGAUCGGUGAUUACAUUGCAAGGACACAAGAGCCUACUACAUUCGAUUAUUCAGAUCAAACCGGGAAGUGUGAGAUUCUUGAGAGUAUAAAUGAAGAGAAGAAACCACAUUUUUUCGAUUUUCUUGGGUUGGGAACGGCGUGAUCAUCAUCCUUAAUAUGAGUUCCCUACUCCUUUCGAUGUACUUUUGUUGCGUUAGUUAAUAAUUAACCCAUUUGUAGAUUAAUUGUUGUCCUUAGUCUCAUGUUAAUUAAUUUUUAAACUCGUGUUGUUACGUACGUACCGUUCUUUAGGUUAAUUAAAUGCUUUAAUUUGUGUACAUGCCAAAUUGUCUCACUUUCAAAAGCAAAGUUGAUUUGAAG